Messenger RNA from Lodderomyces theae, 516 nucleotides. It is a transcript of the gene RAD6, whose product is annotated as E2 ubiquitin-conjugating protein. The record is from RefSeq and is a predicted model, not a curated record. Gene Ontology annotation, molecular function: ubiquitin conjugating enzyme activity. Gene Ontology annotation, biological process: DNA repair; protein polyubiquitination; proteasome-mediated ubiquitin-dependent protein catabolic process. The coding region runs from base 1 to 516 and encodes 171 amino acids. Lineage: Eukaryota; Fungi; Ascomycota; Pichiomycetes; Serinales; Debaryomycetaceae. The transcript has 2 exons. Gene Ontology annotation, cellular component: HULC complex.
AUGUCCACACCAGCCAAGAGAAGACUCAUGCGAGAUUUCAAGCGCAUGCAACAAGAUCCACCCAGUGGCGUCUCAGCAUCACCCUUGCCUGACAACGUCAUGAAAUGGAAUGCAGUAAUAAUCGGCCCCUCGGAAACCCCUUUUGAAGACGGCACAUUCCGGCUCAUUUUACAAUUUGACGAGCAGUACCCCAACAAACCCCCCAUUGUCAAAUUCAUACUGGAGAUGUUCCACCCCAACGUGUAUGCGUCGGGUGAGUUGUGUUUGGACAUUUUGCAGAACCGGUGGUCGCCUACAUAUGAUGUGAGUUCGAUCUUGACGAGUAUACAGAGCUUGCUUAAUGAUCCAAACAUUUCGUCGCCGGCGAAUGUGGAGGCGGCGAAUUUGUACAAGGAUCAUCGGAGUCAGUAUGUGAAGCGGGUGAAGGAGACGGUGGAGAAGUCGUGGAAUGAUGAGAGUAGCGAUGAUGAUGAUGAUGAUGAUGAAGAGGAGGAAGACGAGGAAGACGAGGAAUAG